Messenger RNA from Didymodactylos carnosus, 366 nucleotides. The record is from the annotation of a GenBank genome assembly. Lineage: Eukaryota; Metazoa; Rotifera; Eurotatoria; Philodinida; Philodinidae.
AUGGUUAAAAAUAACCAUAGCUCGAAGACACUUGGAAAAUUAUUUCAAUUAUAUUUACCGAAAACUCAUCGAACAUAUAGUUGUGUUCAUUGUCGAGCACAAUUGGCAAAUCAUGAUGAACUCAUAUCGAAAUCGUUUCAAGGCAGUCAAGGACGAGCAUAUUUAUUUAAUUCUGUUGUCAAUGUAGAUACAAGUGCUGCCGAAGAACGUGUACUAUUAACUGGAUUACAUGAAGAACAUGCAUUUGAAUCCAGCCAAAAAUAUAAAGAAGGAAAAUACAUUAUUGAACUUGUUCAUAUGAUAAAGGACAAUGGAUGGGAUAAUAAUGAUGAGAAUCUAGAUAAAUCCGACUAUGUGAGAAAAUAG